Molecule: messenger RNA, 5615 nt
Organism: Chara braunii
Lineage: Eukaryota; Viridiplantae; Streptophyta; Charophyceae; Charales; Characeae
Source: the annotation of a GenBank genome assembly
CUCGGGCUGUGAAGUGGUAACAUUGCCUUCUCCACUUCAGGCGUUGGCCAAUGCUAGUGAGCCACGUAUCGCCCCGCAGACACAUUCAGACCCACCAACGCUCUGUUCGAGAGAUGUGUCUGAGGCCCUAGAAGACUGAGUGGUUAGGAAAGGACCCCAAAGACUCUUGGGUGAUGGUCAGUAAAAGUCCAAAGGGUGAACAUUUCGUGGUAGAGGUCGAUGUAGGUGGCCGCAAAGUUGGCGCCUUCGCAGACAUAGGCUCUACACGAAACUUCAUCAGUCGUGCUUGUGUGGAUAGACUCCGCUUAGGGGACCAAGUGCAGCGGCUUAGCAAAACUGUAGCUUCUACGCUAGCCAACAAACACCAAAUGAUUGUUAAAGACUAUGUCAAGGACGUAGUCUGUUCCUUCUCUUAUGGAGGAGGGGAAGUGAGACAUAAAAUCUCAUUCCUUGUCAGCGACGAACUGCCCUUCGAUAUGCUACUAGGCAUGUACUUCCUCGAGGUUGCUCAACCUCAGUUUGAUUGGGAUAGCAAGGUGUUGAUACACAAGUUACCAAACGGUAGAACCGUUAGACUGCAAAAGUAUAAAGCUAGCAGUCUAGUGGAGAACUACGGCUGCAUGUGUGCUUCCUCUUUCUAUAACUACUACAAGCAGAAUCGCGAGGAGGGCAUGUAUCUAGUCUUUGUCUCUGAGAAAGAGGAGGCCGUUAAAACACCCCUAGAGAUAGAAUCAGUCAUCCCAAAAUAUUCAGACCUUCUUGAGGAGCCCACAGGCGUAGUAGAAAGGGAGGUGGUCCAUGCAAUGAAGUUUGUCCCAGGUAGUAAGGUACCUAGAGGACGAAUCUAUAGAAUGUCUCCUGCAGAGUUGGAUGAGCUCUACCGCCAGCUCAAGGAGCUCACAGAAAAGGGAAGGAUUCGACCAAGUACCUCCCCUUAUGGUACCCCUCGUGACGACAUUGGCAAGUUGCCACGUCAGCAGGUCACGUCAGCAGACCACGUCAGCAGGCUACGUAAGUACGUCAGCAGACCACAUCAGCAGGCCACGUCAGCAGGACACAUCAGCAGGACACGUCAGCAGGACACGUCAGCANACGUCAGCAGGCUACGUAAGUACGUCAGCAGACCACAUCAGCAGGCCACGUCAGCAGGACACAUCAGCAGGACACGUCAGCAGGACACGUCAGCAUUCCCAUGUCAGCAGCAAGGGAUACCACAUCAGCAGGCACCGGUCUGGUCUAUGCUGUUGCGUUCACAGACAGCAGUCAUGGACCAGAAGGCCAGGGAAACAGACGAGGCCUAUCAGGCCCGCAUGUUAGCCUGGAGUACCGAGACAAAGAARCGGGCAGAUGACGCUGCCGCAGCAGCCAAGAAAAGGGUAGAGGAUGCCGAACAGGCACGUCUGCUGGCCGUGCAACAACAGCGCCAACACGACGAGGCAGCAGCAAGGGCUGCUGAUGAAAAAAGAACACAGCGUCGUGAGAAGAUAUUCACCGGAGAGCGGGUGCUACUUACCAUGGCAGCAGAAUGGCAAAGCGAGGCCGAGAACAGCCAGUUGGAAGACAGCGCAAACAAGAUAGCGCUCCUCCUCUCACAUCUCACGGAUCUCCUAGCAACCUGCAUUACACAGCAGGCGGAGAUCCUUGGUCUCGACAACUCGGUAGCUCAGCUCCACGACCGCCUUCAGCGGGUGGAGCAGCGACCAGUCGUCGCCGCCGACGCAGGCUCUUCCAAUACUGCCGACCGCCUCACCGCAUUGGAGAUGCACGUCGGCUCCCUCCAAGACGGCGCACAGUUACAGCAGACCGCGACGCAACAGUUGCAGCAGCGGAUCUACACUACCGCCACCACCUCGAGUCCGGAGCCGCGCGAGACAGCUCCUAAGUUCGAUGGGCAGGAGAUCUUCCACGACUCAGCGUGGUUGGACAACUUGUUGUCCAAGUACGGACUGGUAGCAGCGGACUUGCACACCAUGAUCAGCUGGGAUGAUCUGAAGGCGGCGUGGCACAAGCGGUUCCAGGUGGAGCCGCCAGAGAUCAAAGCCAUGGACAACUUCAUGGUCUUCGAGCAAGGCACGCUGCCGAGUACGGACUGGAUCGCCGAGUACCAACGCUUGACGUCAGUCCCAAACAUCCAGAUGGGCUUCAAGGCCAUCCGCCACUACUUCAUCUCAAGGUCAUGUCCGACAUUGAGCAAUGCUCUGAUGCAUGUCGAGGACACCUUGACGACAACGGCGGAGUUAUUUGACAAGGCUGCGCAGAUCAUCGUCACGAACAAGGAGGCCAAGAACCUCCGUUCAUCUGCGUCAGGCCCGAGCGGGAACCAGCAUCGGCCACGAGUGGCCGUGGUCGCAGCGGCAGCGCCGUUAGACCAAUCCAGCGAGGCUGCGUCUGCCAGUGAAGGGGACAGAUUCGCAACCGCCCGGGAAGGUGGCCGCCCUGGCAGAGUCCGAGGUCGCGGCAAGCCGAAGACACACACCGUUUCUAGCCCCGGGCCCGGUGCAACAGCUCAGAAAGGCCCAUGGACCCCGUACAACAUCUCCGAGUCCGCCUACAAGGCGCGCGAGAGAUUCCACUAUUGCCUUUGGUGCAACAACGAUCUUCAUCAGACGCAGGAUUCGGCGCGCGAGUUCAAGAUAGAGGUUUUGGACCAGCUCACGUCUGAGGACUUUGCAUGGCUUCCUCUCCGGACCACAGGCUGUUUGCCGGGACCGCAAUGCGCAGCACUAUGCGCUCAUCUCCACACUUACCUUUCCUUCUAUGCACCACCAACUUCGCCGACGGAUGACGAAGUCGCGGUCGGGGACAUCUUGGCAUACGUUACCAAGGUGGCCCGUGAGUUUCGCACGCAGCGGUACGAUAACAACAAUGCACCGCUCAUGUAUGUCCGCAUCCAGGUUGGGCAAGCGUCCUGCAGCGCUUUGCUGGAUAGCGGCGCGACUCGCAACUUCAUGAGCCAGUCUUUUAUGCAAAGAGCUGGCCUUGGCGCACAAGUUCGAAGAAAGGCAAACCCGACGGCGAUCAAGUUGGCGGACGGAAAGACGCAGCAACUACUCGACCGUUACAUCGAGGCCGUACCGGUCUACUUCGCACCUCAUGCAUGCGAACCGGUGACGUUCGAUAUUCUCGACACGGACUUCGACAUCAUUCUGGGAAUGCCUUGGCUUGCAAGUGCGGAUCACACGGUCAACUUCCAUCGACGGACUCUUAGCGUUCGCGACGCCUUCUGGGCGGAAGUGGCGUGUUCGAUUCCUCUACCACACUCUUCGAUCCGGUGCCAAGUGGUGACGGCCAAAUCAUUCCGGGCGACUUGUGCUUACGAGCAGCCCGAGGAAAUCGGCAUAUGUUUCCUACGGACCGUCGCGGUAGCCGACUCUUCACCCACGGACUUGUCUUCGGACCCCCGUGUGGUACAGUUGCUGGACGAGUUCGGCGACAUCUUCGAGUCACCUACCGGUGUGGUGCCGGGUCGGCCGAUCUCUCACAAGAUCAUUCUUAAGGCCGGUGCUGUGCCGCCGAAAGGUCGCAUCUAUCGGAUGAGCAAGGAGGAGCUUGAGGUACUCCGCUCACAACUCGAUGAUUUGUUGGCCAAGGGCUGGAUCCGCCCGAGCUACUCCAAGAUCGCGGCCCACUUGAACAAGCUUCAGUGCGAGGAUCGGCCGUUUGACUUUGGAGAGGAGGCGCGGGGAUCAUUCCUCGCUCUCAAAGCCGCGCUAUUGUCUGCGGAGGUCUUGCGGAUAUACGACCCGCUCGCGCCUACACGUGUCACUACGGAUGCAUCAGGCUAUGGCAUUGGUGCAGUCCUCGAGCAACAUGAUGGUGUGGACUGGCACCCGGUCGAGUACUUCAGCAAGAAAGUGCCACUCGUGCAUUCCAUUGACGAUGCACGCAAGAAGGAGCUCCUCGCCUUCGUCCACGCGCUCAAGCGGUGGCGAAACUUCCUCCUUGGUCGAAGCCAAUUUCGCUGGGUAACGAACAACAAUCCGUUGGUCUUCUACAAGACCCAAGACACCGUCAACAGCACCAUCGCUCAAUGGAUGGCUUUCAUCGACCAAUUCGACUUCUUUCCCGAUCACAUUCCCCGGAAGUCGAACCGUUUUGCGGAUGCUCUUUCACGGCGUCCGGAUCAUUGUACCGCGGUCUACUCGACUUUCGAGAUUGAUGAUGACCUGCGGAACAGCUUCAUACGCGGCUACCAAGCCGACACGGAGUUUCGCGACAAGUACGCGAAUUGCUCCUCUCCUAAUCCGGCUCCUUCUCACUACCGGAUCCAAGAGGGGUACUUGCUUGUCCACAUGCGGGGGAAGGACCUUCUUUGCGUACCGAGUGAUCCUCACUUGCGUACACGGCUUCUUGGCGAGUUCCACGACGCUCCCGCCACUGGACAUUUUGGAGUCCAUCGCAUGAAUGGCCGACUUCGCCAGCGAUUUUGGUGGCCCGGCCUUCUCGGCGACGUCACGCGCUAUUGCGAGUCAUGCGAGGUUUGCCGACGCUGCAAAUCCCUCAACCACCGUCCGUACGGCGAGUUACGACCAUUGCCAGUCCCGCUGAGGCAAAGGGAAGCGAUUGCCAUGGACAUCAUCGGCCCGUUCCCCAAGCACAAGACCGGAGUGGAUGGGAUUCUCACGGUGGUCGAUCGACUCACCAAGUUCGCGAUGUUCUUGCCUUGUCGCUAUCAUGCCAAGGCACCGGAGUUGGCCAAGGUCCUGUACGCCGGUUGGAUUCGCACCAAGGGCUACCCCAAGGAGAUCGUCUGCGACCGCGACACUCGGUUCAUGUCCGAUUUUUGGUUGGCGCUCAUCAAACGAUGGGGCUCAUCUCUCAAGCCCAGUUCAGCUCGCCACCCUCAGACCGAUGGCCAGACGGAGAGGGCGCAUCAGACCGCACAGGUUCUCCUUCGCACUCUCAUCCGCCCCGACCAGAAAGACUGGGUUGAGCGACUGCCGGACGUUGAGUUGGCCAACAACUCUUCCAUCCACCCGGCUAUUGGGAUAUCGCCCUUCGAGUUCGAACACGACUUGCCGGUCACGUCACCGUUGAACACGAUUACUCCACGCACGGCCGAGAGCGACGACCAUCUUCUUUUCUUGCGUCGGAUGCAUGAGCUUCUUGUCAAGGCAUGCGACCAGAUGGCUAAGACGGAACAGCGCAUGCGCCAACAGGCAAAUCGCCAGCGUCUUCCUUGUCCAUUCCGCGCCGGAGACCUUGUCUGGGUUUCAGCAGCGGAAUUCAGCCUUUAACAGGACAUCUCUCGCAAGCUCCUUCCGAAAUGGAUGGGGCCUUGGCCGAUCAUCGAGCCCGCUGGGGACGCACCUGAGGGGCCUUCCUUCAGGAUUCAGGUGCCUAGCCACUUGCCCGUCUACCCAGUCUUUCAUUGUUCCAAAUUGGCUCUGUACACGCCUGCGGAACAUGAUGAUUUUCCCGGGAGAUGUAUGCAGGAUCCACCUUCUAUGGAUGGUUUUCAGGAGGUCGGCGACAUCAUCUCCCAGCGACGCUAUGGCAACAAGCCAACUGAGUAUCUGGUGCAUUUUGCUUACUGCACUCAUCGAGCUGAUCGUUGGUUGACCCGUGUAGAACUGCAAGGAACAGCUCCAAACGUUCUCGCACGCUACGAACGC